UUUUUCCCUCUUUUAUCUCUACAGAGACUGUGGGAGUGGAGUACUGAGCUUUGAUUUUCGCCCCACUCACGCCGACAUCAUCAUUCAUCGCCUCCAUUAUAGCCCAUACACUCGCAUUCUCUCAUCCCUAAAUUCUAGAGUUUCGGUUUCUUGAUCUCAGAUUGUGUUUCUCAGCUGUUGGCUUUUUCAAUGGCUGAAACCCUAAAGUUUGGUACUGGAGUGGAAGUUGGAAAUAAUGGUGUGGUUGAUUCGGGCGUGAAAAUGGGGAACCCGAAGGGUAGGAGUGAAGCUGGUUCGGAGGAGUGGAAGAAGGAGGGUGGGGGCAGGGGGGAGAUCGACACGUCAGCGCCGUUCGAGUCUGUGAAGGAAGCAGCGAGUCGAUUUGGUGGAAUCGGGUUCUGGAAACCCAGUCAUUGCAAGCUCUCUGAAGCUGAGCAGCGUGGAAUUGAAGAGGUUGACAUUGCUCAAGUAGAACAACAUGCAGCACAGUUGGAGAAAGAUCUUAUUUUGAAAGAAAGGGAAACACUUGAUGUCUUAAAAGAACUGGAAGCCACUAAAAUGAUUGUAGAAGAACUAAAAUUAAAGCUACAAAAAGAAUCAUCUGAAGUCACUGCAAUUCUUGAGACAAAUUCAGAUGAUAGGAUUGUGACCCCCAUUGUGCAAGAGGCAGAAAUGAAACGACAUGAGAAUCCUGAAGCAGAUCAACAGCAUUUGGCCGGAGGUUUGAUGCUGUGUCCAUCUUCAGCCCCAGGUUUAAUCUUAAUGGAGCUAAAACAGGCUAAGUUGAACCUCACCAGAACAACAAAUGAUCUUGCUGAUAUUCGAGCUUCUGUUGAAUCAUUUAACAAGAAAAUAGAGAAAGAAAGAAUCUCACUUGAAAAGACCCGAGAGCGGCUAACUUUGAAUUCCUCAAAAAUUUCAUCUCUUGAGGCGGAGCUAAAUCAAACAAGAUUAAAGGUACAACUGGCAAAAGAUGCUGAAAUCAAAGGCAGUUUUGACAACCCUAUGGAUAUUGCAAGGGAGCUCCAAAAAUUGACUUCUGAAGCAGAAGAUUUCAAGAAAAUGGGGGAAGCAGCAAAAUCAGAAGUUUUGAAAGCAAUCUCUGAGAUUGAACAGACAAAAGCUAGAAUAAAAACAGCUGAGAUCAGGCUAGUUGCUGCCAAAAAAAUGAAGGAAGCCGCUAGAGCUGCAGAAGUCAUUGCUCUUGCAGAGAUCAAGGCUCUAUCAAACAGUGAGAACUCACAUGGAGUUCUCCUGCAAAAGCCUGAUGGAGUAACUCUUUCAUUUGAAGAGUACUCUGCCUUAACCUGCAGAGCUCGAGAGGCUGAGGAACUCUCUAAAGGGAAGGUAAUUGAGGCCAUGCUUCAAGUUGAUGAAGCAAAUAUUUCAAAAGUGGAAAUCUUGAGGAGAGUAGAGGAAGCUACUGAAGAAAUCAAGACCAGUAAGAAGGCAUUGGAAGAAGCUCUGAACAGAGUAGAGGCUGCAAAUAGAGGGAAGCUGGCUGUUGAAGAGGCUCUUCGGAAAUGGAGAUCUGAACAUGGUCAGAGAAGGCGUUCUGUACAAAACUCGACUAAGUUCAAGAAUUCCUACCCAUCCCACCAUCGGAGAGAUUCCCGCAUGCUUGAUGUGAAUGGACUGAAUCUGGUUAGUGAUGGCCCAAGCCCUGUUCUAAAGCCUACCCUAUCAAUAGGCCAAAUACUGAGCAGGAAGCUUCUUAUGCCAGAUGAAUUUGAGCCAGGAAUCCACAAAGACAAAAGCACUGUGAAGCAGAAAAUGUCACUGGGUCAAAUGCUUAACAAACAAGGUGUUGACCUACCCUCCCAUUGGAAGGCUGAGAGAGAGAGCGUUCCCAAGCAGUUUCCUGCAAAGAGAAAGAAGUUUGGGUUUGGUCGGUUCUCUCUCCUUCUGACAAAACAAAGUAAGAAAAAGAAGAAGUCAACCACAAAUUCCAAAUGGCAUGGCAGCUACAUGAAUUAAUCUAAGACUAGGGACUAACUUUCUUCUCCUUCCUCCUACUCCCAUCCCUCUUUGGUUCUUCCUGGUUUGCAAUUACGUUAUCAAAUGGAAUCUCACCUGGAACUGGCUGUUGCCCAGACGCUUGAUAGUUGUAUUUUUGUAAUUUGUAUUGCCCUAGCUUUCACCCAUUUCAACUUGUAACGGUGCCCUAGCUUUCAUCCUGUUGAAACUGGUAUCGUAUGAAGUAGCACCUACUAUAUGGUAUUGACACGGUUGUACAAAAGGAAGAAAAGGGGGAAGGUGAUGAUUUAUUGCUUGAACAAAGAAGUUUGAUGUAUUAUCCUUCUGAAUGUCAAUUUGAUUCCUGUUUCAUGCAU
Molecule: messenger RNA, 2333 nt
Organism: Vitis riparia (riverbank grape)
Lineage: Eukaryota; Viridiplantae; Streptophyta; Magnoliopsida; Vitales; Vitaceae
Product: WEB family protein At2g38370
Exons: 2
Coding region: 190-1977 (595 amino acids)
Source: RefSeq, a predicted model, not a curated record